AUGAAGGAUUAUGUUUCGUCAUCGCAGGGCCUGAGUACAGACACAUGUCGUAUACAGAAGAGAAAUCCAGCAUUACAAAAGAGUGGCAUAAUAAAGGGGCACAUGAAGUCAUACAGGCCAUGGGAGAGGCAACAUAAUAUACGUAGUCUGGGGGAUAAUGAUUUGGGGGGCUGCCAGUCAGAUAUAAGGAGGCACAACGAUAGAAAUCUAUCAUGGAAUAGAAGGGGCAAAGGAAGAGACAGGUGGGGGCGUAUUAAAUACAAAGACGGGCAAGAUUACAGUGAGACAGAAGAAGAGAAGAGAACAGACAAAAUCGGGGGCUGUAACAUCAAGGGUGGAUAUGCUCCUCCUGCAUUACGCGAAUGCAUUAGAAUCCUGUGCAUGAGGAAUAAGGGAAACCAAUCGAACAGCGAGGGGGCGACAGCACAGACGAAAUAG
This is a messenger RNA of Plasmodium inui San Antonio 1, 438 nucleotides long. RefSeq lists its product as hypothetical. The record is from RefSeq and is a predicted model, not a curated record. Lineage: Eukaryota; Apicomplexa; Aconoidasida; Haemosporida; Plasmodiidae. The coding region runs from base 1 to 438 and encodes 145 amino acids. The transcript has a single exon.